This is a messenger RNA of Egretta garzetta (little egret), 2546 nucleotides long. It is a transcript of the gene SNX1, whose product is annotated as sorting nexin 1. Bases 215 to 1654 code for a protein of 479 amino acids. NCBI's taxonomy places the organism in Eukaryota, Metazoa, Chordata, Aves, Pelecaniformes, Ardeidae. The record is from RefSeq and is a predicted model, not a curated record. The transcript has 15 exons. Gene Ontology annotation, biological process: early endosome to Golgi transport. Gene Ontology annotation, cellular component: endosome; endosome membrane. Gene Ontology annotation, molecular function: phosphatidylinositol binding.
UGAGCUCCAACCCCACAUAGGUGAAACUCUUUAACUGAUGUCCUCCAGAGGUCAAACUAAUACAUGUGGAAAAUUUGCGGAAAAUAAGGGUGUGACUGGCUGAGUGGUUGGGUGGGAUUUAUUAUCUCCAUGGCUUAUCAAGACAGCUUGGAUUCUGGCUUCUGAAACAUGCUUCAGAGGAGCAACUGAGGUGCCUGGAUACAGCAGUACAAAGAUGAGAGAUGCCGCAGGUGCAAUGCUAGAGAGCAAGCCCAUGGCGCCAAAAAGGGAAACUCUUCUCCCUGUGAGCAGCGCCUCCAAAGAGAAUGGGGUUCCUGUAGAGCAAGAUGAUCAGGACUUAUUUGCAGAUGCCACGGUAGAGUUGUCUCUAGACAGCUCGCAAAACAAACAGAAGAAGGAAGUGGCCAAAGCAUCCAAUCCUGCCCCCUCAUUAGAAGUAGCUGCAAGUUCUUCUUCUAGAAACCCUCCAAAGAGCUAUGAGGAGCUAGAAGAGGAGGAACAGGAGGACAAAUUUGAGCUGACGGUAGGAGUGAGUGACCCGGAGAAAGUUGGGGAUGGCAUGAAUGCGUAUGUAGCCUACAAAGUGUCGACGCAGACAAGCAUGCCAAUGUUCAGGAGCAAGCAGUUCUCAGUGAAAAGGAGGUUCAGUGACUUUCUGGGUCUCUAUGAGAAGCUGUCGGAGAAGCAUGCCCAAAAUGGGUUCAUCGUUCCUCCACCGCCUGAGAAGAGUCUCAUAGGAAUGACCAAAGUGAAAGUUGGGAAGGAAGACUCCUCCUCUGCAGAGUUCCUAGAAAAAAGACGGGCUGCUCUAGAGAGGUACCUACGGAGGGUGGUCAGCCAUCCAACAAUGCUGCAGGACCCAGAUGUCAGGGAGUUCUUGGAAAAGGAGGAGCUCCCGAGAGCAGUAGGCACCCAGACCCUGAGUGGAGCCGGAAUACUGAAGAUGUUCAACAAAGCUACAGAUGCUGUCAGUAAAAUGACCAUCAAGAUGAAUGAAUCGGACAUAUGGUUCGAGGAGAAGCUGCAGGAGGUGGAGUGUGAGGACCAGCGGCUACGGAAGUUGCAUGCUGUCGUCGAAACGCUGGUGAAUCACAGGAAAGAGCUAGCGUUGAAUACAGCCCAGUUUGCAAAGAGUCUGGCCAUGCUGGGGAGCUCGGAGGACAACACUGCCCUGUCCCGGGCGCUGUCCCAGCUGGCUGAGGUGGAAGAGAAGAUUGAACAGCUACACCAGGAACAGGCUAACAACGACUUCUUCCUCCUGGCCGAGCUCCUGGGAGACUACAUCCGCCUUCUCUCGGUUGUGAGGGGAGCCUUUGACCAGCGCAUGAAGACCUGGCAGCGGUGGCAGGAUGCCCAGACCAUGCUGCAGAAGAAGAGGGAGAUGGAGGCCAGGCUGCUCUGGGCCAACAAACCCGACAAGCUGCAGCAGGCCAAAGAGGAGAUCUCUGAGUGGGAGUCUCGUGUGACACAAUACGAAAGGGAUUUCGAACGGAUUUCUGCAGUCAUCCGCAAGGAAGUGAUACGGUUUGAGAAAGAGAAAUCCAAGGACUUCAGAAAUCACGUCACUAAAUACCUUGAGACGUUACUGAACUCUCAGCAGCAGCUGGUGAAGUACUGGGAAGCGUUCCUACCUGAAGCCAAGGCCAUUUCUUAAUCGGACCGAGCAAAUGAGUGUACCUGAACUUUGCCUUUUUGGGGUUUUUUUUGUUUUUUGUACACUAUACCUCUUCCUCUUCUACACCUGAGCAGUUCAACACUCUGGAGCUGGUAGAGGUUUAACCCCCCCCAGACAAGCAGCUUGCAAGCCAGUAACUCUUCUAACUGUAUAUUUUUCAUUUAGCCACAUAUAUUUUCUUACUGAAGAGAAACUAGUUUCCUGCUUUAAGACCGGACCUGCAGCCGGGGGUUAAUGAUAUCUGUGAAAUGUAUAUUUUUCAGGCUGGGUUUUAGGGCUCUACUAUCUUAUUCCUGCAGUGCCAUUAAAAUUCUGUAAUAAAACUUCUAUCAGGGCAAACAGGCUCUGGCUGUUGGUGGGCUGGGGCAGCAGAUACCGUGGGAGACAGUGGAGCCUCCUGCCUUGUUGUGACGGGGAUGGGGGUGACCUUGGACACUGCCCCAGCCACCUGGCCUGGCUCCUGAUUAAGCUCUGGCUCUCUGCCCCGCUGCCAGCACCAGCUGGGGGUGGCUGUUUUUAGGAUCUGAGCUCAGCUGGGGCUGGCCUGGGGGUUGAGGGCGGGGAACUGGCCCCCAGUAAGCCAGCGUGGAGCCUUUGAGGGCUGCGAUGCUCCUUUCCCCCACGGCCUGGGGCAGUUCUUGCUCCUUCAGACCCUCCCAGGACCCCAGCUGAGGAUUUCAUCAAAACCGCUCCCCCCUUCUUCUGCCUUAAAAAAAGGAAAAGGCAGCGGGUGCUGACUUCCCCCUUUCCUUUCCCCUCGUCCCAGGCGAGCGGGAGCCCUGCGGUGGCUCCGGAACCCUGUGGUGCCUGUGGGUCCCUUCCUUGGGGUGCUCUGGGCUGCUUUUGGGGUCCCCUCUGUCAGCCCCCCAGG